Boeremia exigua is the source of this 2064-nucleotide messenger RNA. RefSeq names its product FAD binding domain-containing protein. Gene Ontology annotation, molecular function: FAD binding. The coding region runs from base 424 to 1953 and encodes 509 amino acids. Lineage: Eukaryota; Fungi; Ascomycota; Dothideomycetes; Pleosporales; Didymellaceae. The transcript is spliced from 3 exons. The record is from RefSeq and is a predicted model, not a curated record.
CUACAAUCCGCCACGGGCCGUAGCGGGCGCCUUACACCCGAUUGGGACUAGCCUAUUCCCACUGGGUGCGUCCUCCGGUAGUCCUGAUCCUACUACGAUAUACCCCACUCUUUUUUGAUCAAAACGACGAAGAUGUUCGCCCUGCCGUGUGCGGCAUAAUUCUAUACCGCUUGUCUUGGAAUUCUGUCUGGGCCAACUGUGCAAAAACCCCUCGGCCUCUAGUCAGAAGCAACCCGGAGAGCAAGACGUACGCAAUCUCGCUGACUCGUCCAUUGUGCUCCCUAAUCCUUCGGUGGCCGUCUGUCCGCGCCGAAUCAUUCGUAUUAAGGGCAGCAUGUCACGGAUCAAUCCAACCGUCUCUACUCUGAACACGCCAAAUUUCUAAGCACGUCAAAAGAAGAGCUCUCAGCGGCUCAGCCCACCAUGUUUCGUCUGAGCUUUGCUUUGCUCGCAGCAGCCUUGUUCCACGUAUCAUCUGCUGGAAAUGAGGCGGAAAUUGAAUCUACAGUCCAAUCGCUCUUCCCGAGUUACUGCUGCACAGUUUUGACCCUUAGCACCGUAUCAGAACGCGUUACCUACCCUGGGCAGAGUGCGUACAAUGCGAGCCUUGCUUCAUAUUUCGACGGCAAGAGCAGGCUGACGCCUAACUGUAUUGUGCAACCGAGGACUGCAAAGGACGUUUCCACCGUAGUGAAGAUCCUCACUGCGGCAAGCCUGCUCAAGCCAUGCCAGUUCGCCGUACGAUCUGGUGGCCAUACUCCAAUUCCAGGCGCUAAUAAUGUGGAUGAUGGUGUCACCAUCGAUCUGCUUUACAUGAACGGUACCACGUACAAUGCUAAAACUCAAGUAGCAAGCAUCCUGCCAGCUGCACGAUGGGGCUCCGUCUAUGAAGCUCUUGAGCCUCUGGGUCGCAUGGUAGCUGGAGGGCGUGGAUCUACUGUUGGCGUUGGAGGCUUCCUCCUUGGUGGUGGAAUCUCGCACUACGCUCCUCGUGUGGGGCUGUCUUGCGACAAUGUGGUGAAUUUUCAAGUUGUUCUUGCUGAUGGCCGUGUUGUGGAUGCGAACAAGGCGACAAACUCUGACCUCUUCACGGCUCUUAAGGGUGGCAACAGCAACUUUGGCAUUGUGACGCGCUACGACAUGGAAACGUUCCAGAACGAGGACCUAUGGGGAGGCAUUGUCACCUGGCCCGCAUCUACCGCCGAUCAGCACUUCCAAUCUCUCGUGAACUUUGCUCUGAACCCGAACAGAGACUCUUAUGCCGCUUUGAUAGUCUUCCAAGGGUACUCCACAGCCAGCCAGGCCGACGUUGUACGGGCCGCUUUCGAUUACACUAAGCCCGUGGCACGUCCAGAUGCCUACAAGGAAUUCUUUGCGGUCAAUAACACCAUCAGUGAUACGACAAAGAUUCAGCCAAUGAGUGCCAUUGCCGCCGAAUUUGGCAGUGACACGACUAAAAGGGUACAAUUUCGCACACUCUCCUUCAAGCCCGAUCUUGCUACCCUCCAGGAGACCGCCCGCCUCUACAGCAUAAUGCUGGCAGAGCUUCAAGCCAAAGCAUCCGGACAAUGGCGCGUCUCCUGCCUGAGCCAAAUAUGGUCUACAAGUUAUACAGCCAACAGUGCUGCCAGAGGUGGCAACGUGCUCGGUAUGGAGCGCUACGAUGAGAACUUCAUCAUGUACCAGUCAUACCUCUCUUGGUCUGAGGCGAAGGACGAUGAACUCUUCAUAAGCUUGGGCAAGGCGCUGACUGACGGCAUUCAGAAGUUUGCUGUCAGCAAGGGUACUGCAGUGGACUAUCUAUACCUCAAUUAUGCCGACAAGGAUCAAGAUCCGCUCUCUGCGUAUGGAGCUGACAAGGUCGCGUUCAUGAAGAAGGUUGCAAAGAAGUACGAUCCUCGCGGUGUCUAUCAGAGGCUGUUGCCCGGAGGCUUCAAGAUCUCUCAUGUUUAGAUGUAAUCACUUCGAGGCAACACUGUACAUAGUAAUGAAUCAGCAGGUAUGGGGGCCGAGGCUAGUUGUAAUUUUAUUCACAGCAUGUAAUGUUGAUCUACAGACAAGUCC